Molecule: messenger RNA, 1874 nt
Organism: Pygoscelis adeliae (Adelie penguin)
Lineage: Eukaryota; Metazoa; Chordata; Aves; Sphenisciformes; Spheniscidae
Gene: PPP1R16B
Product: protein phosphatase 1, regulatory subunit 16B
Exons: 10
Coding region: 1-1716 (571 amino acids)
Biological process (GO): regulation of sprouting angiogenesis; establishment of endothelial barrier
Cellular component (GO): cytoplasm
Molecular function (GO): protein phosphatase regulator activity; protein binding; enzyme inhibitor activity
Source: RefSeq, a predicted model, not a curated record
AUGGAUGCCCACGUGGACCUCCUGACAGAGCUGCAGCUGCUGGAUAAGGUGCCCACACUGGAGAGGCUGCGGGCGGCCCAGAAGCGGAGGGCUCAGCAGCUGAAGAAAUGGGCACAGUAUGAGAAGGAGAUGCAGCACAAGAAGCGGAAGCAUGAAAAGAAGAGAAAUGCUGUUAACCGAAAGAAAGUGUCUUUUGAAGCCAGCGUUGCUCUGCUGGAGGCUUCUUUGAGGAACGACUUGGAGGAAGUGUGUUACUUGCUGAAGAGCAACAUCAGCCCGGACCUGUGCAAUGAAGAUGGAUUAACUGCACUGCAUCAGUGCUGCAUAGACAACUAUGAAGAGAUAGUCAAGCUUCUCCUCAACCACGGGGCCAAUGUCAACGCGAAAGACAACGAGCUGUGGACUCCGUUGCAUGCAGCAGCUACAUGUGGUCAUAUCAACCUGGUGAAGAUCCUCAUCCAGCAUGGAGCAGACUUGCUGGCAGUGAAUGCAGAUGGCAACAUGCCAUACGACCUCUGUGAAGAUGAGCCAACUCUGGAUGUCAUUGAGACUUGCAUGGCCUAUCAAGGAAUUACACAGGAAAGGAUCAAUGAGAUGCGGGCUGCUCCAGAGCAGGUCAUGAUCUGUGACAUUCAUGACAUACUUGCGACUGGACAAGACCUGAACAGGACUGAUGCCCAAGGUGCUACGCUGCUGCAUAUAGCUGCAGCCAAUGGUUAUCUGCAUGCAGCUGAAGUCCUCCUUGACCAGGGGGCAAGCCUGGAUGUUAAGGACUGGGACGGCUGGGAGCCUCUUCAUGCUGCUGCUUUCUGGGGACAGAUGCAGAUGGCUGAGCUGCUUGUGUCCCAUGGGGCUAGUUUGAGUGCCAGGACAUCUUUGGAUGAGAUGCCAAUAGAUCUGUGUGAAGAGGAGGAAUUCAAAGUAUUACUUCUGGAGUUGAAACACAAACACGAUGUGAUCAUGAAGUCUCAGAUGAGGCAUAAAUCCUCCCUGAGUCGAAGGACCUCCAGCACUGGCAGCCGGGGGAAGGUGGUGAGGAGGGCCAGCCUUUCUGACCGAACAAACCUCUACAGGAAGGAGUGCGAGAAAGAGGCCAUCGUCUGGCAGCAGCUGGGGGCAGCAGAAGAAGGAAGAAACUCGGGUCUCAUUGGAGAAAUUGGGGAGACUCGGUCUGACCAGGAGAAUACAGACCCCAAUUCAGUGCUGGAGAACUCUUCCCUCCUUCCGGAGUUAGCAAACAAAAGCACCCAGUGUGACUCUGAAAUCCCCCUCCAGAAUGGACUCAUGGCAUCUGCCAGCACUUACCAGUACACCUUUUCCAACGGGGACAUUUGGAGUAUGCACGCUGACCCUGACAGUAAUCCAGGCCACAUGCUGCCCUACGGCAACCCCGGGCUCCCUGACACACAGCAGUUCUGGGGUGCCUACAAGGAGCAUAUUCAUCAAACACUCUCCGAACUUAAGCGGCAGCGGGCUGCAGCCAAACUCCUCAAUCACCCUUUCCUCAGCACCCACUUCGGCAGUGGCAUGGGAGGAGUUGCCGAGAAUGGGGGUGAGGCCAAGUCACACCUAAUCGGAUCCAGGACUUCUCCCUACAGCUCCAAUGGGACCUCAGUGUAUUACACAGUGUCCAGUGGUGAUCCACCCCUCUUGAAAUUCAAAGCUCCCAUGGAGGAAAUGGAGGAGAAGGUGCAUGGGUGCUGCAGAAUUUCCUAGUCUCGUCUGUUUCUCACCCCAGAGGAAACAAGACGUGGGUGGGCUGGUUGGAUCCAUCACAGUGGCCAGGUUGUUUGCAUUCCAAAGGGAGAAUUUGGUUAUGGACAUCCUGACUGUGGCGGCCUCAUUCAUCUUGAAUUGUACUUUACCCUGCCAAU